Messenger RNA from Colletotrichum fioriniae, 1125 nucleotides. RefSeq lists its product as uncharacterized. The record is from RefSeq and is a predicted model, not a curated record. NCBI's taxonomy places the organism in Eukaryota, Fungi, Ascomycota, Sordariomycetes, Glomerellales, Glomerellaceae.
AUGCCAAAGGCCUCACAGAGACUCGCAAGAUGGAGCGCCACAUUUAUUGCCGCUUGGUUCAGUCUGCAGCUUUUGCAGUCCAAGAAGAGCUCGGCCUUUACAGGCAGUUCCUCUGAGAAAUCUGAUAGCCCGCCUGGAGCUCAGCUGAAGGAGACCCGGUAUGCAGGACGGACUCUUGACUUGACGUUAUUCACAUUGACGAGAGCCCUGGACGUUCUUGUUGGUGAAGUUUGGGCGCGAAGGCGAGCGCGGCGUGUAGCCCAAGGCAGUUGGACCAAGGCUGAAUGGAUCGUCGGCAGGUUCACCGACCCUUGCUUGUUCGUUACUUCGUGUGCUUUCAUCAUGUGGGCAUGGUUUUACCACCCCGAAAGACUCCCCAGCGGCUACAACAAGUGGAUCAGUUCGGCGGCAAACGUCGACAUGCGGCUGAUCGAGGCCCUCCAGAAGCUCCGUGCCAACGACAUGUCCUAUGGUCAAAGUGGACAGGCAGAAUUGCUGCAGGGCAUGUGCGAGAAAUACGGAUGGCCGAAUGAAUGGGGCGAUCCGUCAAAGUCAAUUCCCAUUCCGUGCGAGAUGGUGCACAUGGGCUGCGGCCCAUCAUGCGAGCUCCAUGCCAUCAGCCGCUUCUAUCGGUCGUGGAAGUGGUCCAUGGCCAUGUAUCUACCCCUGAGCAUCGCGCUUCUUCUUCGGGGGCCUAUCAACAAGAAGACCCUUCUGCGGACCUUGCUAUCAUCGUCGAGGUCGGCGGCGUUUUUGGGAGCGUACAUCACUUUGUUCUAUUACGGUGUCUGUCUCGCCCGUACCAGAAUUGGGCCUCACAUCCUCGGCAAGGACCUGGCCGCGAGGCAAAGGAUGGACUCGGGGAUCUGCGUCCGCACGGGGUGCUGCCUCUGCGGCUGGAGCGUCCUCGUCGAGUCCGCCAGUCGUCGCAAGGACAUGGCGCUGUUCGUCGCCCCGCGGGCCAUGGCGACGCUGCUGCCUCGGCGGUACGGCAUGGAAAAGCAGUGGAGGGAGACGCUCGUCUUUGCCGCCAGCACGGCUGUUGUUUUCACUUGUAUCCAUGAGAACCAGGCCCGCGUACGCGGCGUGCUGGGCGGUGUAUUGGGAAUGGUCUUGCGCAACUAG